Amyelois transitella is the source of this 3657-nucleotide messenger RNA. RefSeq names its product metabotropic glutamate receptor 2-like. NCBI's taxonomy places the organism in Eukaryota, Metazoa, Arthropoda, Insecta, Lepidoptera, Pyralidae. The transcript is spliced from 17 exons. Gene Ontology annotation, cellular component: membrane. Gene Ontology annotation, molecular function: adenylate cyclase inhibiting G protein-coupled glutamate receptor activity. Gene Ontology annotation, biological process: G protein-coupled receptor signaling pathway. The record is from RefSeq and is a predicted model, not a curated record. The coding region runs from base 1 to 3657 and encodes 1218 amino acids.
AUGCUGUGGCUGGUGGCGCUGAGUGCGGCGCUGGGCGCGGGCCCGGCCGCCGCCGACAACUCCACGCGCUGGCCCGCGCUGCCCGCCGCCGGCCGCGACGCCGCGCUCCUAACGCUGUUUCAACCGCCCCUCACCAACCACUCUCUCCUUUCUGACUACCACUUUCUGAGCCGUGUCGACUUUGUUCUACUAGAAAACUUUGUCAGCAAAAAGUACACGAGAUACAAAAGAGAGUCCCAUUCACUCAUCGGAACAUUCGACUUUAAUAAGUUAUUCAAAAAGAAAAAGCAAAAAGGCAAGAAUGAGGAUAAGACACAGCCCAGCGCGUCAUCCUUGCAGGGUGGUCUGUCGCUGCUCCAAACAGAGGAAACACCGGUCCCACUGACAAUUGUAGCACCUAGUACGACAGCUUCACCAGUACCUAGUACCACCAGUUUAAAAACGGCUUCCAUUUACUCCACGCAACGUACCAAAACGGGAGCAAUGAAUCCUAUAUCUCAAAGAAAAACAAACGUAAAAGUUACUCUUGGAAGAAAUUCUACAACAAAAGUUAGAUCAAGACAGAAAUCAGUGCGGAAAUCAAAAGAUUCCCGACGAGAAGCUGGGCGCGUGGAGACUCGUGUGGCGGAUCGCGAUACAAGUGACAAAACAAGUCGUGUAAUAGCUAGUCGUAAUGUUAACCGGGACGCUGGCAGCGCAGUGGGUCAGGAGAUAGGAAGAGAUAUUGUUGGUCGUGAGUCGAGUCACGAGCCGGGCCGCGAGGCAGGGCGCGAGGCGCGGCUGGCGGCGCUCAAGAAGAAGCCGGAGAACGAGACGCUGUGGCCGGUAAAACACGCGGCCGUCGUGGAAGGAGACAUCGUACUUGGCGGGCUGAUGAUGGUCCACAGUAGGUCGGAGGGAGCGACGUGCGGCCGCGUGAUGGGGCAGGGCGGCGUGCAGGCGCUGGAGGCCAUGCUGUUCGCGCUGGACGAGGCGGCGCGCGCGCGCCUGCCGCCGCCCGGCGUGCGCCUGGGCGCGCACGUGCUCGACGACUGCGACAACGACACCUACGGGCUCGAGAUGGCGCUCGACUUCAUCAAAGGAUCUAUCAGCAACAUCGACGACGCGGAGUACGCGUGCAACGCGACGGCCGUGCGGAAGGUGAUCUCCGGCGUGGUGGGCGCCGCCUCCAGCGUCACCUCCGUGCAGGUCGCCAAUCUGCUCCGGCUCUUCAAGAUACCACAGGUGUCAUUCUUUUCCACUUCCCCGGAGCUGUCGAACAAAGCCCGCUUCGAGUACUUCACGCGCACGAUUCCGUCGGACCAGCACCAGGUGCGCGCGAUGGUGGAGAUUGUCAAAAAACUUGGCUGGCGUUACGUCUCCAUUAUUUACGAAGAAUCUAAUUAUGGCAUCAAGGCUUUCGAAGAGUUGGAGACACUUCUAGCGAGGAAUGAGAUCUGCAUCGCUGUGAAGGAGCGCCUCGUGAAAGAUUCGGGAGAAGCUGACGCCCUGGCUUACGACAACAUCGUGCAGCGGCUGCUGUCGCGCCCUCGUGCUAGAGGUGUAAUCGUAUUCGGGUCAGACCAAGAAGUGGCGGGCGUGAUGGCAGCGGUGACUCGCUUGGACGCGGCGCGCGCGUUCGGCUGGGUGGGCUCGGACGGCUGGUCGGCGCGCGCGCUGGUCGCGGACGGCCACGAGGCGGCCGUCGAGGGCACCAUCAGCGUCCAGCCGCAGGCCAACCCCGUGCGCGGCUUCCAGGAGUACUUCCUUAACCUCACCGUCGAAAAUAACCUGAGGAAUCCCUGGUUUGUCGAGUUCUGGGAGGAUCAUUUCCGCUGCCGCGUGGCGGGCAGCGCGCGCACGCCGUACAACACGGCGUACGGCCGCGCGUGCUCGGGCCGCGAGCGGCUCACGGCGGAGAACACCAGCUUCGAGGCGCAGCUGCAGUUCGUCGCAGACGCCGUCUACGCCUUCGUGUACGCUAUCAGGGACAUGCACGCGGAGCUGUGCGGCGGGCGCGCGGGGCUGUGCGCGGCGAUGCGGCCCGCCAGCGGCGCCGCGCUGCUGCGCUACCUGCGCGGCGUGCGCUUCACGGGACUAAGUGGAGACGAGUUUCAUUUCGACAGUAACGGAGAUGGCCCUGUACGAUACAACAUCUUGCACUUCAAGCAAGUCUCCAAGGGGGUGUACCGCUGGCUGAAGGUUGGCAGGUACCUGGACGGGGAACUCGAACUCAACAUGGAUGAGAUCCAGUUCAAGUGGGAGGAGCCGCGCCCGCCGGAGUCCGUCUGCAGCGCGGAGUGCGAGCUGGGCCAGGCCAAGCAGUACGUGGAGGGCGAGAGCUGCUGCUGGCACUGCUUCAACUGCACGCAGUACGAGAUCCGGUCCCCGGUGUCAGAGACGGCAUGCGUGGAGUGUCCGCUCGGAACGCUACCGGACCCGACUCGUACCCGGUGCGAACCCGUUCCAGAGCUGUACCUGCAGCCCGGACAUCCGGCCGCCAUCGGCGCCAUGACCUUCUCCGCGCUCGGUGUCCUGCUUACUACGCUCGUGGGCGGCGUGUGGGCGGCGCGCGGCGACACGCCGGUGGUGCGCGCGAGCGGGCGCGAGCUGUCGCUGGUGCUGCUCGCCGGCAUCCUCAUGUGCUACCUCGUCACCUUCGCGCUCGUGCUGCGCCCCACGGACUUCCUCUGCUCGCUGCAACGAUUUGGCACAGGGUUCUGUUUCACAGUGGUCUAUGCAGCACUGCUUACAAAAACCAAUCGGAUUGCGCGCAUCUUCGACGCCAGCAAACAUUCAGCUCGCCGCCCUUCUCUCAUAUCCCCGAAAUCGCAACUAGUUAUUUGCUCCAUCUUGGUAUCUAUUCAGGUUGUGGUGGUGGUCGUGUGGCAGGUGGUGUCCCCGGCGCGCGCCGUGCACCACUACCCGGCGCGCGAGGACAACAUGCUGGUGUGCGACUCCUACGUGGACGCCUCCUACACCAUCGCCUUCUUCUACCCCGUCGUGCUCAUCGUCGUCUGCACGGUGUACGCCGUGCUCACUCGCAAGAUUCCAGAGGCUUUCAACGAGAGCAAACAUAUUGGAUUCACGAUGUACACGACGUGCGUGAUCUGGCUGGCGUUCGUGCCGCUGUACUUCGGCACGGCGUCGCACGUCCCGCUGCGGGUCACCAGCAUGGCCGUCACCAUCUCCCUCAGCGCCAGCGUCACGCUCGUCUGUCUCUUCUCUCCUAAGUUAUACAUAAUAGUGAUGCGUCCGGAGCGCAACGUGCGUGCGACGUUGAUGGCCCCCCGCUGGCGGUCGCUGCCCGGCGCCGGCGCCGCCCCGCCCGGCGCGCGCCCCGGGGCCGCGGGGGGCGCCGUGUGCGCGGCGCUGGUGGGCGUCGCGCCGGUACCACGUGCGCCACACAACGACCUCACACCUUCCACAGACCUCUCAACGCUCAAUGACAACGAAAAAGCAGACAGACAAGUUCAGACGGACGAAUCAUCACUGUAUCCUCGACUUAAUGUGAAUACAAACUCAAAAUCUGAAGGUAACGGUGUGUGUUUGGAUCCUCGCCGCCUCCUGAUAAUGCAAGGAGGACUGCCAGGGUUCCACGACGCCAAGAUGGCGGCAGCAGCCAUCCCCACGCCCGCCAUUGCUGUGGUGACCGCGUCCGCCGAGCUCGCGUUAUAG